Paracoccidioides brasiliensis Pb18 is the source of this 303-nucleotide messenger RNA. RefSeq lists its product as uncharacterized. The transcript has a single exon. The record is from RefSeq and is a predicted model, not a curated record. Bases 1 to 303 code for a protein of 100 amino acids.
AUGCAAAUAGAGAUACCCGUCGUUCGGCAGGCACCGAAGUUCCGCUCCAAAACUUCCACGCGAAAUAUCACACUCGGCAAGCUGGAGAAUUUCCAAGCAAUCGAGUUUCUACCCGGAUCCGCUCGAGAAACUGACUAUACUGGACACGUAUGCUAUUUGGUUUAUCACAAAUUUCCCGGUCAGCAGUUCCUCCAAUCGCGGCAAAAAUUGGGUCUCGGGGUCCUACGCAUAAGUCCUGGUCAGAAAAGGUGGACAGUAGCGUUUGCCUGGAUAGAAAAUGUAGAAAGUCCGAACGCUAUCUGA